Pieris macdunnoughi is the source of this 1842-nucleotide messenger RNA. The record is from the annotation of a GenBank genome assembly. Lineage: Eukaryota; Metazoa; Arthropoda; Insecta; Lepidoptera; Pieridae.
AUGGAAAACAUAUAUAGCAAUCCUAUCAGGCAGAAGAUUAACAAAAUAUUUGACAGCCACGUAAUAGCAGACAAUACUGACGCACUGUAUACAAUUUCUGGACUAUGCUCCUCUGAUUCUGCCUAUAUGAGAAGAACAUUAGUAAAUGAAAUUGAAAAAAAAGAUUUACAAGUAAACAAAGCUAUUCUGACGGAGUAUGGUAAAGUAAAAGACAAAUUAAAUUUGUUUCUCAAGUCUUUGAGAACUUUAGAUGUUGCAGUUAAAGAUAUGUCUAAUAGACUAAACGAAUCUAAAACAAAAACACAUCAUAUUAUUGUCCAAACUACUAAAUUAAAUGACGAAAGAAAAAAAACAAGAAAGAAACUUAUGUGGGCUACUGCUUUUGUUGAUAAUUUUCAAGUAUCGCCAGAACUCCAUCAAUACCUUUAUAACACCUCAACAAUGUCAACAAACUUUUUUAACUCUUUAUCCCAUAUUGAGAAAUUGCAAGACAACUGCAAAUCUCUUAUCAAAUGUUGGUACCAAACACCGGCUUUUGAUAUCAUGGAAAUAAUAGGGCUCCAACAAGAAGCUGCAAUAGAAAAAUUAUACCAUUGGACUAUUGGUGCAUGCCUCGUUGUUGAUUCUCCUAAAAAUCCUUUAAUUCCUAAGGCAUUAGUUAAGUUUGAAAAUAGACAAGUUUUAUUUACCAAUAUAGUUGAUGAAUACUGCAAUGCUAGGAAAGGUGUUGUUGUUCAGCUCUUUAUUGAUGCCUUAACAAAAGGAACUGAUGGAUCUAAACCCAUUGAGUUUUAUGCCAAUGAACCGAAAAGGUACAUUGGUGACAUUAUGGCUUGGGUAUAUCAAAUUCUUCCAGUGGAAAAAGAAUAUUUAAAUACAUUAUUUAAACACUGUUCCAUCCCUGAUAAGCAAAUUAAAAUAGUUGAAGCACUGACAAACAUUAUGGAGGCUUUAUGUCCUUUGUUAAAAGUAAGAGCUGAACUAAUACUGAAGCCAGAUAAAGAUCCAUUAACACUUUGGUCUAUAACUAAUUUAAUAACAUAUUACAAGAAUACAAUAGAGGCCCAUAUUAAGAAAGGGCAUUUAGUUGACAUUUUUGAUGAACUUUUGAAAAAGAGUUCAGAUGCUUUCUUGGUUACCUUAGACAAUAAAAUGCAAAAGGAACUAAGUCAUGGUGUUAAAGCCCCUCCACAAGAUUUGAAUCCAUCUAUAGUAGUGACAGAUUUGGUUGCUUUCCUAAGAAGUUUAAUGAAUGUCACUAGUAAUAUUAAUCAUUCUGACAAGAAGAUGAUUAUUGCACAUAUUUUAGAACCACUUCUUCAUGCGAUUAAUGAAACUGCCUGUCAUUUAAGUUCUACAGAUAUGGCAGUGUAUAUGUUAAACUGUAUCUAUCACAUUCAAUGCACACUUUCCCUGUAUACAAUUCUUGAUGAAUAUAAUGAGAGACUGCAGGCUCAGUCAGAGGCUCAAAUUGAUACAUUAACAUCUGAACAAGCUAGUUUUUUAGUUGCCAAUUUAAACAUGGGACCAAUUUACACAAUACUACAGGAAAAAAUAAAUGGGCCACUUUCAGCUAUUCCCGGUAUGGAUUCUGCAUCACUCCGGGCAUUUCUGAAUAAAUUUGAUAUGUUUUUAGUUGCACCAGAUUCAUAUAUAUUGCCCCAAUUAAACUUAUUGCUUAGUCAUACAUACAAAACCUUGAUUAAAAAAAGAGCCUUUGAAGUGGUAUUGGCUAUUUAUGAACAAUUGUAUACUGCUAUACAUGAUCAAAAUAAUGGGUAUGGAGAUGCACUGACAAUUAUUCGUCGAACACCAAGUGAAGUUAAAAACUUAUUAACAUAA